AUAGUCCUCCACUCCUUUGGACUUCGGGUUGUCCUUGUCCUGGCUUUCUCUCCGCUUCUUAGGUCGGACUUUUAUUUUCUUUCUUCCCUUCUUUUUCUAUUUCGAGGGUUGCUUGAUUCCCUUCUUCUUUUCUUUCUUUUACCUACUGGGUUGGUCUCGGUACUAUUAUCCUACCCUUCCUUACUCUCCUUACUCCUCCGUUACACUUCUCCCUUUCUCUUGCCUGGAAUUGAAGACGGAGGGUUCAUUGUAUACCGUCCGACCCUUCCAGAGUUGAUUUUGAUUGCUGGUCGACCAACCCGCGCAUUCCCGCUGUCUGCGAUCGAACUCCACACUCUCCCUCCGUCGCUACCGAAUCAACAACCCCGUCCUGGUCUGCCCAUGACCUUUCGGAUCGCAACCUCCCCCAGAUCCUCGAAUGCAUACUAGCACCCAAACUUUCUAACAAUCCGCUGUCGUUUCGCGUGGCUCCAUGAAUGCUCCGUCAGGGACCAUGUCACCUGUCUCUAUCGACGGCAGUGACUGGUCGGGAAUAAAUCAAUACCAGAAGCCGGAUGCGCCCUUCUCCCCGACAUUUUCGAACCGCAGCAACCUGGCGACCCCUCCGACCUCCGGUGCGUCCGGUGCCCCCAACAGUACUGGACCGUCCGAUACCUCCUCUGCCCCGUUAAGCGACUCUGGAAACCCGUCCCCACCUAGCUCGGUGGCCGCGCGGUCUAGCGAUGGCACGCUGGGGGACCACCGCAGCAGGCGCCAUCGCCAAGUAGAAGAGAUUCUAGGACAGCAUUAUUCAGUCUUGAGGAGGUUCCUGAACGCCACAUUUCGCGAUGAGCGGAAUCCCAAAAAAUCAAGCAAGGCCCAGGACAAACUCCUGCGGUUGUCCGCGACCCAAUUCCACGAGUUGAGUACCGAUGUUUACGAUGAACUGCUCCGCCGACAGCAGGCCAUGCCAGCUCCCAAUCGGCCACCUCGCCCCGACAUCCCUCCCUUUCUUCCUCCCCGAGGGGAUUUUCACGAAAAGCGCAAUCAGGCCCGCCAGAAACUCGCGUCGCUUCAGCACCAACGUUUCAGAGAUCUCGCCAAUGAUGUCUUUUGUGAGCUAGAGAGGCGAUUCCCCCAGUUCCCCGAGAAGGAGUCUCGCCGCGCGAGUCCCGCACCCAGCCUUCGCGGACACCCGCCAAAUGGGUACCCUCCUCCUAAUGGCUAUGGCCCUGGGGGCUACCCUCCUCCCCCGGGCAGUCAUCGCUCACAAUCGCGAGGUCCACCUCGAAUGGGAAGAGGUUACCCAUCUGGUGGCCCCCCAGGAAGUCCCAUGGGUCCUUAUUCUCCUCGCAAUGUAUCUGUAGGCGGUCCACCACCGGGCAUGAAUGGAGAAGGCCCCACCGCCAAAUCCUUUCAGAGUAACACAAUCGUCCCCAAUAAGAGUACAAUGGUGGAGGAUGAUGAUGAUGAUGGUCCUGGCUUGGAAGAUGAUUAUGAUGCACGAAGCGAUGCUUUUGCCUUGGAUGCAGUUUUGCAGAGUCGACGCGGAACCGCAACAACGUUAGGUGACCACGAGAGGAAAACUUUGACAGAGGCGCAUACACAAGUAUCGACGCUGCAGGACAGGGUGAGCCAGCUGGAGGAGCUGCUCAAAUCCAAGGAUGAUGAGAUUGCCAAGUUCCAGGAUGACCACCAAAAAGUGGACGAGCUCGAGGAGCUCUUAAAAUCAAGGGAAGAGGAGAUUUCGAGAUAUCAGGAAGAGCAGGACAGAUCCCAGAUAAGCGAGAUUGAACGACAAGACUGGGAGGACAUCAAGUUGGAGCUUGAAAGUAAAAUAUCCAAAGCAGAUGAUCUCAACGGCUCCCUGCAGCUGGAGCUCGAAAAGGUCCGGACAGAACACGACGCUGUACAAAGGGAUCUUCGGAGCCAAAUUGAAAACCCCUCUCGACAGAGCACUGGAGAUAUUGAACUGCAGGCUCAGUUCACCGACCUCCAACUCAAGCACAGAGGGCUGGAAGCUGAGCUCCGCGAGCAACAGCAGGUGACAGAAGAAGUUCGAAGAGAGGCAGCCGGUUUCUUGCUGGAGAUGAGGGCGUUGUCGGAACAGAGUCACUCGAGAUACGAAGACGAAGAACGGCUCUCUGGCGAAGUUCAUCGACUGGAAGAAGAGCUCAAACUUUGGAUGAGUCGAUAUGCCAAAGCAAAGACCCAGCUACGCCACCUGCGAGCAUCCUCGGCUGGUAUCUCAGAGUUGCGCCCCGAUGGCAAUACCCUCGCUAAAGAGAACGAGUUCUUGACGGAUGAUGGUCUCAUCAAAGAUGUUCAUGUGACGAAGUUUCAGAUUUCGAUCGACGAGCUGCUUCGUGUUGCGCGGUUGGACGACCACCAAAUUGUUAUGCAGCAGAUCAAGCCUGUUGUAAUUGCCGUGCGCCAUAUUCUUCAUGACGUUCAAAUAGCUCAACAUUCUGAAGAGCCAUCUGCCUCAUUUACCAGGGCUACCCGCAAAGUGUCUGCGACCGCAAACAACCUGAUUACGGCGUCUAAAAACUUUGCCAGUUCAAGUGGCCUCUCCCCCCUAUCUCUUUUGGAUGCUGCUGCCUCACACCUGUCCACUGCUGUCAUUGACCUCAUUCGCCUUGUGAAAAUCCGACCCACCCCCGCCGACGAAUUGAAUGAUGAUGAUGAUGAUGAUGAUGGUGAUGAUGAGCAGCCGGCACAAAUGAAAUCACCCGAUUACUUUAGCGUGGCCCCGAGCCAAAGCAGAUUUAGUAAUAACGGGUCUGUUUACAGCGCUAUGAGUCCUCCCCCAGACGCAGAGCAUAUUACCAAUGGUUUAGGCAUGAACCAUACCUAUAUGCAACCAGAAGACCAUGAGCUUCAGGAGCUGAAGCUUUACGUCGAGGACCAAGCAGAUGGCCUAGUCCAAUCAAUCCAAGCUCUGGUUGCUAGUAUCCGCUCAGAGGAAGGCAUGACCACGAUCCGCACCCAUGUAUCUGCCAUUGCGUCCAUCGUUACAAAUGUCUCUUCCUCUACCGAACAUUCCAUCCACAAACCCGAGGCUGACCCAACACUUCGACAACGUGCUGGGGUCACCAUUGAAACACUUGAAUACCAUAGGAGCCGUCUGGUCGGAACCGCAGCCGAGGGUGAAGGGGUUUCUGACCCUGAACAGAUCCGGGCAUUUACCAACCAGCUGCCACCUAUUGCCUUUGAGAUUGCGCGCGAGCUCAAGGAGCUUGUGCAGCGUUUAGAAGCCACAGAUUAUGAUGAUCCUGAGAUGGACGACUUUCGAUAAACGUGAAUAUACCACCAGGGUAUAACCAUCAUAAUUGAUAUGUCCUUUGUUAAUCUCUUCG
Molecule: messenger RNA, 3338 nt
Organism: Aspergillus ochraceoroseus IBT 24754
Lineage: Eukaryota; Fungi; Ascomycota; Eurotiomycetes; Eurotiales; Aspergillaceae
Product: putative cell polarity protein
Exons: 3
Coding region: 494-3277 (927 amino acids)
Cellular component (GO): cell cortex of growing cell tip; actomyosin contractile ring
Molecular function (GO): MAP kinase scaffold activity
Source: RefSeq, a predicted model, not a curated record